Molecule: messenger RNA, 1149 nt
Organism: Arabidopsis arenosa
Lineage: Eukaryota; Viridiplantae; Streptophyta; Magnoliopsida; Brassicales; Brassicaceae
Source: the annotation of a GenBank genome assembly
AUAGCUUCUGCUUCAUCCAAUUCUUUCCUGGAGAUUAAAAAACCAAAAAUUUGCAUAUGAAUUGCUGAAUCUGAAUCUAGGUUUCUCAAAAGGAUUAGGGCACUGCUUCAUUGAUAUGGUUGAGAAAUGUUAGUUGCGUAUCCUUCGGGAACUAUCGACAAAGUCCAAAUCUCUAUUAGCUGCAAUGUCGCUUUACGCAGAUUCAAGACUGCGCCUUUUGGUCCUCUGAUUAGUUGUUCUGUCUCUCCAAGAUCCAUAGUUCCUUGUAGGAAUGUGGACUGUUAUCUUUCAUCUUUUUCUCCAAAAGGUCAAAUUCAGCCUCGAAGGAGAUGGAUGUUUUGUAACUCACGCAACAACUCGAUUUCAUCGGAUGAUGAGUACCGUUCAUCACGCAACAUAGCUAUAAGUCUUUUAAGACGUUACAGGACCGUGAUUGGACGCGGUGAAGGCGAAACCUUAAAAGAAUUCAUAUCCGCUGGUGUUAAUGCAUAUGCGCUCGGUUGCACAGAUGAAGAUUUGAGAAAAGAACUAAUGGCUAUGAAAGAUUCGGGUUUAGAGAUUGAAAGAAUGGAGAGUUAUGGCGGAAGCACACAGACUAAAUCCAAAAUUUUGCUGUCCGAGGUAGAUGAAUGCAUAUUGUGGCUUAGGAUUGUAUUCAUCACGAUCUUGUGUACACCGCAACCAACAGUCAUAAGAUGGUCAUCGACUCCUUCGGUUUCCGAUGAAAUUCUAAGCAAAUGGAGAGGCUUUUGCGCGGUUAUAGCCAAUGCAUACUAUAUUAGAGGAAUGGCAUGGCUGCCGGUGAAGACUCUUCAGUUGGAGCAGAUGGCGGUGACAGGACAAGCGGAGGAGCCGUCGGUUGUGGCCAGCAGAAUGCGACUGGUCUUUAGCACUCUCGAGGUAGUGAGUCCUCAAUGGCCACGGGUUUAACUAUAAGGUAUCUUUGUUUUGUUCUUUGAAUCUUCUGUUCUUCAAGAUGUUUUUAUCGUUUCGUUAAUCCGAUAUUGUAAAGUGUUGAAGGUUUUUGUAGUUCAUAUUAGUUAAUCCUCAGAUUUACGAUACUGUAAAAAUAUAUCUAUCUCUCUAAACAUAAUGUUCUACAUGAUCUUAUACUGUGCGGAAUCACUUUAACAAAUACUGUAAUUCAAU